Messenger RNA from Leptidea sinapis, 6997 nucleotides. RefSeq names its product facilitated trehalose transporter Tret1-like. NCBI's taxonomy places the organism in Eukaryota, Metazoa, Arthropoda, Insecta, Lepidoptera, Pieridae. The transcript is spliced from 8 exons. Gene Ontology annotation, cellular component: membrane. Bases 159 to 1328 code for a protein of 389 amino acids. Gene Ontology annotation, molecular function: transmembrane transporter activity. The record is from RefSeq and is a predicted model, not a curated record. Gene Ontology annotation, biological process: transmembrane transport.
CGGUUGACUGUGCGACGAACAUUGCAGUCAAAUACGUGAUAGUUAUAUUGUUGCAAGUGUUUUAAUAAAAAUAUGAUAAAGUUUUCGCCGGCUUUUCUAAAACAGGUGCUAUACCUCCGCUGGGGGCGUUCGUGGGCAGCCUCUGCUCUGGCCCCUUGAUGCAGCGAGCUGGAAGGAAGCGCACAUUGCAGCUGACAGCACCUCUCUGGACCGCUGGCUGGCUGGUUCUCGGGUUCGCACCCAACUUCCCCAUAAUCCUGUUAGGCAGGAUUAUCACUGGACUAUGCGUUGGGUUUGUUCUGGCCCCAGCACAAGUUUACGUGAGCGAAUGCUGCGAUCCUGAAAUUCGCGGUCGACUAGGAUCACUACCGACACUUUCAAUGUCUUUUGGAAUCCUUAUCUCAUAUACGUCGGGAAGUUGGCUGUACUGGAGAUACUUAGCGUUUUUUUCAGCUGUGUUUUGCGUUGCCCUCUUUGUGAUCCUGUUACCCUUACCAGAAUCACCAGUAUGGCUGGAAGCCCAGGGUUUGGACAGUAACGCAGCUGUCAAGUGGCUCCACUUAUCCAAACACGCUAUUGCUACGGUCAAAGAUGAUCCAGAAGAAAAAGUCGCAGGGGAACCGAAGAGUUUGUUCACUCGAGAAGUGUUCUUUUCUUCAGCGGUCAUAAAGCCUUUCAAAGUCGGAUUUGCUCUUCUAAUCUUUCAACAGUUUAGUGGCAUUGACGCUAUUAUAUUCUUCACUGUGGAAAUAUUCCUAUCUGCGGGUAGUUCUCUCAACGCGAUGACAGCCACGAUAAUAGUAGGCGCAGUUCAGAUGUUCAGCAACGGAGUGAGUACGAUGUUGGUAGACCGGUCUGGUCGACGGCCACUUCUGUUGUUGUCUGCUGUCACUAUGUGCGUCUCUAUGCUCUCAAUGGGAGCCGCAUUCUUCUUCGAGUUCAAGCAUGAGUCUUGGAUGGGAUAUCUGCCCAUAAUAAGUUUGGUCAUAUUUAUGCUGGGGUUCUCUAUUGGUUUCGGUGGUUUACCAUUUCUACUCCUGGGAGAGCUGUUCCCGACCAACUACAGAUCCCAGCUGUCAGCAAUGGCCAGCGCUGUCAAUUUACUUUCCAUGUUCACUGUUAUCAAGAGCUAUCAUGCAUUGGAGCAUGUUCUAACAUCAGCUGGGACAUUCUGGAUGUACGCAGGAUUCUGUGCUGUGGCGUUCUUCUUCGUCCUUUUCAUGGUUCCAGAGACAAAGGGCAAAUCCCUGGCGGAAAUCGAACAGCAUUUUCGCGGCAAAAAAUCAAAGGAAAACAUUAAUUUGCAGAAUGUGCAAACAAAGUUUUAAAAAAAAUUGUAAAUUUAAGUUAUUCGAACUUCUCCUGUGCCAAUAUUAGUGUUGUUAAGGUGAUUAUUAAGUAUUAGCCUCAAAGGUCUGUCAUUAAUGUACGAACAAAGGAAUAUUAGGUUAAAGUUUUAAAUUAUAAAAUGCACGCAUUAAUUUAAAUGCAAGUUUUAGUUUUUAAGACCACGCUAGACUAUAUAACUCUUAAAGCGGUAUAUUUUAUAUAUUAUUGCACUGAAGUGCCAUCUUAUGACAAGUUCUACAUAUACAUAUAAUGCUAUGUAAGGAGCAGGGCUGGCAGGAUUAGCCGCCCACCUCACCACGCAAAAUAGGCGCGCUGUAGUCGUCGAGUUGCGGAUAGUAACCCGUGAUGUAAAUGUAAAUGUAAAAAACUAUUUAUUCCCACCUCGAUGAAAAGCUCGCUUUUAGUCCCUGGUACGAAUGAAAAGUCGUCUCGCCGGGAGAGAAUCAGCCACUUUUCUCCCUCGUACCAGAGACUAAAAGCGAGCUUUUUAUCCAGAUGGGAAAGAAAAAUCGUAUACGCACCACGAGAGACAAGAAGGAUAUUGCCACCCGCGAUUGUCUACAUUCCGCGGGUGAGAAUUACCUACUUUUUUCCCUAGGUGCGUAAUAUAUUAUUCCUUUUGGCAAUGACAAUGUGUCAGUUUUCAUGGUUUCAUUCCAAUUUGAUACACAAUUAGAUUUCAGUUAAUUUGCAAACUUCAAUUUCAAUCAAUUAAGCGAAUCGAACAAAAUAAAAUAAACAAGAGUAUGAAAACUAAAAUAGAGAAUGGAGACUUCAAUAAAAAUGGUCCAGUUUAAAGUUACAAUUUGCUUAGAUUACUUCCAGAUGCUAUGAACUAAAAAUAGUGGUUGACAUUGAUAACCGUCUCUAAGGCUGAGUUCUAAAGAGCGUACUAAGACUUUGCUCAGGCUUUACUUAAGUAAAACUUAGUCGAGUGAGAUAAAACGCGAACUUGACUUUUGCAUUUGGUUCUCCUCAGGCUGUCUUAGCUUAAGCUCAGUUUAUUUUCGGUUGUUAAAUGAUUAUAAAAAUGGAAUUAAAGAUUGUUUUUUUUAAGAAAAUACGGAACGAGACGAGCAGGAUGUUCAGCUAAUGGUAAUUGAUACGCCCUGCCCAUUGCAAUCCAAUGCCGCUCAGGAUUCUUGAAAAGCCUUAAAAUUCUGAGCGGCACUACAAUUGCGCUCAAGACCUUGAGACAUAAGAUGUUAAGUCUUAUAUGCCCAGUAAUUUCACUAGCUACGGCAUUAGAUUAUGCUAAGUUAACACUCAGCUAAGUUUUACUUAAGUAAAGUGUGAACCUAAGAACAAACCUGUGUAAAGUCUAGAUAUAAUAUAUAAUAGUGUCGCUUAUUCGUAUUGCAAGCACUUUAACAUGAGAUGGAAUAUAUUUUGAUGCCAGUAGUCAACUGAAUAAUGGUAGGAAUAAUCUCACUCUUCUUGAAGUCAAGUCUAUACAUAAGCUUAAAAACAAAGUCAUGAUUGAUAGCUAUUUAUAUUAAAUGCAUUAUAUAUAUUUAAUUAUUAAGGGUUUGUAUUCUAAGAAGGUAAUAUUACACUGCAUGAUCAGAAUGCCAGCAGAAGGCUACCUUAGUGCUACUAUAAUGAUUUGACGCGGGGCACACUAGUAAAAUCUACAUUAUUUAUUGAUUUAAAUAAAAGACUUAGCGCCGAUUUCACCAAUGUCACUUCAAACUGAGUUCAUUAAAACUCAGUUUUACGUUAACGAGUUCAAAUGCCAGUCUUGAUCUCGAUUAAACACAAAGCGAUUUCACAAAUACCUUUUGAGCGUGUUGACGUAAACUCAGAAUGUAUCUAAUACCUGUCAAUACUGUCAUCGAAAAGUAUGAGCAAAAAAAGAAACUACGUUUAAAAAAACCCGAUUCAAAAACGAUAUCAAAAACUGAUAAGUAUCAAAUAACUAAAAAUUUAAUUUAAUACACCUCUUUUGCAAACCUUUACCUUUAAUAUUAAUAAAAUACUAUUUAUUUACUAUUUAAUUGAUUAUAUGUGCUACCCAUUGAUAGGUUUUAAGUCUUUAUAAGAAACUUUAUGGGACUAAAUGGCAUCCAUUUAGCAUCGAACUAAAGAAGAAUUACGUAAAUCGGAUCAUAAAUCUCAGAGUGAUCGGUGUACAUACAUAAAAAAGAAUACCGAUCGAAUUGAGAACCUCCUCCUUUUUCAAGUCGGUUAAAAAUCUAAUUUGUUAAAUGUUAAUGUUUCUAUUACGAUAACGACAACACCUGCUCAGUACGCGAUCAAAUAAUUGGACGUUCAAAAUUCGGCGGUCAGUAUUUAAAUGCGUUUAGGCUAUAAAUGCGUUUGGUUAGUGUUGGUAAAGCCAGAAUUGAAUUUGUAAACUCGUUUACAGGCAUCAGCUUAGUUCAAAGUAUUUUAAUCUCGUUCAACUUCAAUGGUGAAUCCGGCCUUAAGAUUAAAACGCGUGAAAAUGUAAUUGUCUAUUUUUGAGUCAAACUCACAAAAAUUUACACAUGUAUGUAUGUUUAGAGAAAAUAUUUGAUAUUAAGUCUACCGAUAGUAACAAAUUAUUGUUAAAUUUACCACUAUCUUUCUGUUUAUAUUCUUUUUUACCAUUGACCGGAGAAGAAAGUUAUGUAAUACCUCCUUCGUGUCUCCUUAAAACAACUAAAUAUUGACAAAGUGCCUGGCCCUUGCUUAGCACUAGAGACUUAGGUUACGAAAGGAAAAAUAACGACCUGAACCGAACCUGAUUUUACCUUUUUUAAGCUAGAGAGGUAAAAAGAAACAUGUCGCCUCUUGUAAUAAAAAUAGCGUUAACGACAUGAAAUGGCAAGAAACAGUCUGUAUAUAUAACUGUAGGUAAUGCAACUAAAAUUAUCGAUGAAUGAUUUCAAUGUUUGUUUUGUACUUCUCGAUAAUAUUUAUUACAAAGCCCUUACGUGAAAAUAAAUGUGAAUGGUAAUUUAUUAACGGCCGUUUUCAAUAACGUAUCUCUAGUUACGGAUACCGUGCUGUCACCGUUUAAUGACAAGAUCUUAUCUAUCCAUAGUUAUGUCCAAUAUAGUUAUAGUCCAAUGCUUUAUGUCGAUAGGUUAUUGAAAUGUAAGUAAGCGUAAAAGGGUAGAUUUGUCUACCUCUAGUAAGUUAAACUAAGAAUAGAUAGGGUAUCGAAAACGUGGAUUUAAAAAUAUUUUUUAAUCCUUAUUGGAAAUGAUUAUCUUUGCAGCAUAGCAAUAGAACCACUAGCAACUGACCUGAGUAUAUUUUAUUUACACUAUUAAUAUUUUAAACAAAAUUAAUAUUAAGUAUACAUAUCUAAAUGUAUAUAUAAUACAUAAUAAAUAUAAACGAAUGAAACAAAAACAGAUUGAAGAAAAUGUAUAAUAAUUGAUAAAAACUUAUAUAAUCAAACAUAAAAAAAACAUUAUUUUUUUGAGCCCUAUGUUAAAUAGUCAAGAUCAUAGUUUAUAUUACCAAAGAAGGUUUAUAGGUUAAGCGACAUAAAGAACUUAUCAAAGCUAAAAGCUUUUUCUUAAGUUUUUUUUUAUUACAGUAAGGAUGGAGACGAGCAGGAAGUUCACCUGAUGGUAAUUGAUACGCACUGCCCAUUACGGUCAGAAUUUUUGAAAAACCCAAAAAUUCUGAGUGGCACUACUCUUGCGCUCGUCAGUUUGAGUCUCAUUUCUCCAGAAAUUUCACUAGCUUCGGUGCCAUUCAGAUCGAAACACAAUAAUUCUUACACACUACUGCGUCACGGCAGAAAUAGGCGCCGUUGUGGUACCUAUAAUCGAAUCGGCAUCCUGUGCAAAGGAGGCGCCCACUGGUUAUAUGGUAAAGGGAAAAAUUAACCCCCUUAUUCAUAAUAGUCUGCUAACUUAAAGCAUUGAUAAUUCUCACUCUGUCUUCUUCUAUUGACCUAAGUCAGAAUGAGAAAAAACACUCCUAUGCGGCUGUUUAAAGUUAGCGGACCAUUAUGAAUGAGGGGGUAAGUGUAAUAUUGCAAGUAAGCGUUACCUUAUUGUAUUAUUCAUACAAUGGUCUACGCUAUACAUAUAUAGAUGACAACUUUUGUAAAGAACAUUAGUUAUAGGUAUAAUUCGUGCCAAUAAAUAAAUGAAUAGGGAAAUAGGGAUGUCAGUUAGGUGAUAUUACAUGUGGGAGUGUCCGCCAUUUUUGAUUCGUUUCUUUAUUGGCACGGGUUAUACAUGAGACAUUUCGCCUAAGUCUGAGAUCUAUAGAGCGUACUAACACACCUCAAACUGUACUCAGUUACUUAAAACUUAGCUGAGUGUAAGCUGAGCGUAAUCUUCGUUUUUUUAUUUCGUUUUUCGUUUCACAUGUCGUCAUUUGACAGCUGAGUUUUACGUAAGUGAAGUCUGAGCAAAGUGUAUUGGACGUUCUUUCUCAUCUCUUACUCUCAGCUCUAACCCUAAGGCUGAGAUAGAGUAUGUGCUGAUGUAUUUAGGGCCGUUCCCAAUAUUCAGUCUAUCUCCGGUUGUGGCCUACUUGAGAUAAAAAUCCUAACUAUCGUUGACUUUUCUGUCCAAAUAAACUUAUCGUUGGUAACUCACCUUAUCCGUGCACGCUGUCCUUCAAUGGGAGGACGUAUAGCUUACAAGCGAUAGAAGUUUGUAUGGAAAUUGCAAUUCACGCGUCCGUAAUAUAAGGCGAUAAGAAUGACUUAUCGGGUAUAUUGGGACAGCUUCAGAUUAUUGACAGCUAAUUACUGACCGUAGAAGGUAGUAAUUUAUCUCUUUCUGUAGAUAGUAUAUUGGGAACGCCCUUUAGUUAGACUUUGCUUAGACUUUACUGACGUAAAACUUAGCUAACUAUAACAUUUGCUGACGUUUUAAUAAUCAUUUGACAGUUGAAAUUAUGCCGAGCUUAAGCUAAGACAGUCCAAUGCAAAAGUAAAGUUCGCGUUUACACUUUUUUUUUAAUUGAUGAAAAUAAGGGAUGAGACGAGCAAGACGUUCGUCUGAUGGUAAAUGAUACGCCCUACCCAUUACAAUGCAGUACCACUCAGAAUUCUUGAAAAACCCAAAAAUUCUGAGCGGCACUACAAUUGCGCUCGUCACCUUGAGACAAGAUGUUAAGUCUCAUUUGCCCAGUAAUUUCACAGAAACAUAGUAAUGUUUACACAUUACUAUCUCACGGAAAUAGGCGCCGUUGUGGUAUUCAUAAUCUAGCCGGCUUCCUGUGCAAAGGAGCCUCCCACUGGUUAAAACAAAAACGAGUGUUUUUUUUUUAAAGUCUGAGCAAAGUUAAUGUACGCUCUAUCGAUCUCACACCAAGUCUCCGAUCGACAGGCGCAUAGUGAUGUGGUCAGAAUCUUAUCGUCUUACUAUACAUUUCAUCUUGUGAUGCGUUAAUCUCUAGUUCAUAUUAUCACUGUUUUUUUUUUUAUUAUUUUAUGGCACGGAUAUUUUCACUAUUAUGAGUAAAUGACGCGGCUUUACAUUAUAUUUGCCAAGAGCGUAUAAAUGAUGUAUAGAAAAGUUUUCAUUUAAAAUUGUGAAUAUUUUUUUUUGUAGGCUUAAGGUAGCAUAAGGAUUUAGCCAUCGACGAAUUGAAUGAGUUGUAUUUUAAUUAACAUACGAAUUAAUUAUUGAAACAGAUUUUAUGUAUUCUACGGCUGUGUUAUUUUUAGGCUUUUUAAAGCUUUAUA